This is a messenger RNA of Penicillium subrubescens, 654 nucleotides long. Its product is annotated as glycoside hydrolase family 11 protein. The record is from RefSeq and is a predicted model, not a curated record. Gene Ontology annotation, molecular function: hydrolase activity, hydrolyzing O-glycosyl compounds. The transcript is spliced from 2 exons. Gene Ontology annotation, biological process: xylan catabolic process. Lineage: Eukaryota; Fungi; Ascomycota; Eurotiomycetes; Eurotiales; Aspergillaceae. The coding region runs from base 1 to 654 and encodes 217 amino acids.
AUGGUCUCCUUCACCCAGCUUUUCCUGGCUGCGUCCACCAUCGUGGGUGCCUUCGCUGUUCCCGGCGAAUGGAACAAGCGCCAAACGAUCACCACCAGCCAGACUGGUACCAACAACGGCUACUACUACUCUUUCUGGACCAACGGUGGUGGUACCGUCGACUACACCAACGGUGCCAAUGGCCAGUACAGCGUCUCCUGGAAGAAUUGCGGUGAUUUCACCUCCGGCAAGGGCUGGAGCACUGGAAGCGCCCGGAACAUUAACUUCUCCGGAUCCUUCAACCCUUCGGGCAAUGCUUAUCUCGCCAUUUACGGCUGGACUACUAGCCCACUCGUCGAGUACUACAUCCUGGAGGACUACGGUACCUACAACCCGGGCCCCAGUAUGACCUACAAGGGUACUGUUACCAGUGACGGUGCCACCUACGAUAUCUAUGAGCACCAGCAGGUCAACCAGCCCUCCAUCCAAGGCACUGCGACCUUCAACCAGUACUGGUCCAUCCGCCGCAGCAAGCGCUCCAGUGGUACCGUGACCACUUCCAACCACUUCAAUGCUUGGGCCUCGCAUGGAAUGAACCUGGGUAGCCACAACUACCAGAUUGUCUCUACUGAGGGUUACCAGAGCAGCGGCUCUUCUUCCAUCACUGUUUCUUAA